This is a messenger RNA of Heterobasidion irregulare TC 32-1, 921 nucleotides long. RefSeq lists its product as uncharacterized. Bases 1 to 921 code for a protein of 306 amino acids. Lineage: Eukaryota; Fungi; Basidiomycota; Agaricomycetes; Russulales; Bondarzewiaceae. The transcript is spliced from 4 exons. The record is from RefSeq and is a predicted model, not a curated record.
AUGUCUACCCCUGAGAACACUACAGAGACCAGCUUUUCCACGUUCGUUCACGGGCAGCAGGGAGACGACGUCUCUUCUGUUACACCGUCGCAGACGUCCAAUGUCGAACAAGGCGUCGAACAUCACGACAUUUUUAUGCCUACAAUGGGACCUGCCAUCCGCACUCCUCCCAUCGUCAGGGAUAUUGUCGUCACCAAGUACAGCGUUCAAUGGUUGAAUCUCUCCCUGCCCGAACAGGGUUUCUAUGCCAAAAAUCAUAUGGUAGCGGCGCUGGACUCCGCCCAGCCUUGGACAAUCGACGGCAUCACCUAUUAUAACUCUGCUCGCAUCUCUAUGGAGCUGGGCGUUGAGAUGCAGUCUGCUGACGUUAUCGGUCAAGAGGACUGGGUUUCUGGGGAAAACUACUUCCCAGGAGAAUACGCUGUUCGUCUCUUCAAGACGGACGAGCUGUUCGAUCUUGUCGUUUACCACCUCACUUACAACGACCGCACCGGUGCUACGAUUGGAGACUUCAUCGACGAGGUGCUUGAACGCGACAUGCACCAUUUUCUUUUUUUGCCUUACACUGCCAGUGGUCACUGGAAAGGUUGUGGCGAUCACAUAAUUCACACCUUCGCCGUCUUCGUCGACGAGGGCCUCCUCCCCACCACGGAUUCCAACGAACAUCCAACCGUCCCGCUCAGCACUGAACUCACUUACACUUAUUUUGCCGGUGGGAAGAACACCUGGUGUCGUAUGGGACGAGGAUGGUGGCUGAAGUACAACCCUCCCACUGACCCACUUACUCCAGAGACCUCGUUCUCCGAAGGUCGUUUGACCUGGCAGCUCCCGACUGCGCCUCAGUCUGUUCAACAGGAUACCCAAGAGGAGGUUGGCGAAGGAGAGCCCAGUGUCAAGUCCGACAACGACGAAGACGCUUAA